Messenger RNA from Vitis riparia (riverbank grape), 3438 nucleotides. RefSeq names its product probable disease resistance RPP8-like protein 2. Lineage: Eukaryota; Viridiplantae; Streptophyta; Magnoliopsida; Vitales; Vitaceae. Gene Ontology annotation, molecular function: ADP binding. Bases 256 to 3141 code for a protein of 961 amino acids. The transcript is spliced from 4 exons. Gene Ontology annotation, biological process: defense response to other organism. The record is from RefSeq and is a predicted model, not a curated record.
UAUUCUACUUUUACUUUCUAUUGCUUGUCAUCAUUGAGUGUGCUACUACGCAUGUAAUUAGAAUUAUGGGCAAUGGAGGAACGAGGGAUCCGAUGCUUCUCAGCAGUCACCACGGUCACGCCGCUGACACCAAGGCGCUGCAGUCCAUCCGUUGUGUUCUCAAAGACAAUCACAGUCAUGGAGGUGUAGAAGAGAUUGCGGAGGCGAUCAUCUUUUGAACAUUUCUCCUUUGGAGGAACAAGUAACAGGAAACAAAUGGCGGAGGCUGUUGUGUCCUUUGCUGUGGAAAGGCUAGGUGACCUGUUGAUUCAAGAGGCGAGUUACUUACAUGGGGUGAGCGACAAAGUUACUGAAAUUCAAGCUGAGCUAAGGAUGAUGCGAUGCUUUCUAAGAGAUGCAGAUGCAAGACAAUAUGAAAAUGAGGUUAUUCGCAAUUGGGUUGCAGAAAUCAGAGAGGCAGCUUAUGAUACCGAGGACAUCAUAGAGACUUUUGCCUCCAAGGCUGCGCUGAGGAGCAAGAGAAGCGGCCUCCAACACAAUCUCAAGAGGUAUGCUUGCUUCUUAUCAGAAUUUAAAGCAUUCCAUGAGGUUGGGACAGAGAUUGGCGCCAUAAAAAGCAGAAUCUCCCGUCUGACUGAAAAUUCACAAAGCUAUAACUUGAGGAGCAUAGCAGAAGGAGAAGGCUCUGGUUUCAGAACCAAGAGCCAACAAUUGCCUAGGCAGACUUACUCCCACGAUGUCGAUGAAGAUACGGUUGGGGUGGAGGAUAGCAUGGAGAUUUUGCUGGAACAGUUGAUGAAACCAGACAAGGGAGGGUCGGUUGUUUCCAUAUACGGUAUGGGCGGUCUGGGAAAGACCACUCUUGCCAAGAAGGUUUAUCAUCAUGCUCAAGUUAGGCGUCAUUUUGACCAUGUUGCUUGGAGUUCCAUAUCUCAAUACUUCAACGUCAGAGAUGUUGUACAAGGAAUAUUGAUCCAACUCACUUCUGCUAAUGAAGAGCACAAAACGAAAAUCCGCAACAUGAGGGAUGAGGAGCUAUUCGAGAGCGCGUAUAAAAUUCAAGAGGAGAAGAAAUGUCUUGUGAUUCUGGAUGAUAUGUGGAAAAUAGGAGACUGGGAGAGUCUAAAACCUGCCUUUCCACUGCAUAAGGCGGGUAGCAAAAUACUGCUCACCACUCGGAUCCAAGCAGUGGCUUCACAUGCGGAUCCACUACAAGGCUUUUUGUACCAACCAGGGCUUUUAUCUGAGGAGAAGAGUUGGGAGCUUCUUCGAACCAAAGCAUUCCCCAGAGAUGAUAGGAGAGAUCCUACCACUAUUAACAACAGGGAGUUAUUGGGAAAGGAAAUGGCUAAAUAUUGUGGUGGUUUGCCGCUGGCUGUUGUUGUGCUUGGAGGACUUCUGGCUACAAAACACCAUACCUAUGAAUUGGAAAGGAUUCAUAAACAUACUAAAUCAUACUUGAGAAGAGGUAAAGACAAAUGCGAGCAACAAGGUAGUCGUGUGUCGAGUGUGUUGGCUCUAAGCUACCAAGAUUUGCCAUACCAAUUAAAGUCAUGUUUCCUCUAUUUGGGCCAUUUCCCCGAGGACCACGAAAUACAUACAAAAGCUUUGGUACGAAUGUGGGUGGCUGAAGGGAUUGUAUCACGAGUGGGAGAAGAAACAUCGGAGGAUGUUGCAGAAGGGUAUCUAGAUGAGCUAAUUGGAAGGUGUAUGGUUCAAGUAGGAAGAAGGGAUUCAAACGGAAGAGUCCAAACUUGCCGAUUGCAUGACCUUAUGCGAGAUUUAUGCUUGUCAAAAGCAGAGGAAGAAAAUUUUCUUGAGAUUGUCAAUCUUCAACAGAUGGAGACAUUUUCAUCUUCCAUGCCAACAACACGCACUUCAAAUAAAGUCCGAAGACGUGCCAUAUUUCUGGAUCGACGCCGUCCUUUAGAGAGUAUUGAAGAGGCUAGACAACUCUCUGAAAAUGGAGAUGAAGAUGCUAAUGUCUAUGUCAAUUUUAUCCCACAAAACGGUACAUACCUUCGGUCUCUUCUAACAUUCGAUACACAAUAUUCAUCGAUAAUCCCCAAGGUGCUGAGAAAUACCGACUGGAAGAACUUCAAAUUAUUAAGAGUGUUAAGUCUUGAGGAACUUCUAUUGGAAGAAAAUAUACCAGAGGCAUUAGGCAACCUCAUACACUUGAAGUACUUAAGUUUAAAAAGUGCUUCUCUGCCAAGCUUCCCAUCCUCUACAAGAAAUUUAGGUUGUAUCCAAACAUUGGAUUUGCGGUUUUAUAGUGCCGCCGACGCUGAUCAACCGAUAAAUUGUUUUGGAUUACAUAAAGUGAUAGGUAGGAUGAAAUGUCUAAGGCAUCUCUACCUUCCUAUGUAUCUUAAGGUUGAUGAUAGCAAGGUGCAAUGGGACAACCUAAGCAACUUGGAGACACUAAAAAACUUUGAUGGAGAACAUUGGGAGGUACAAGAUUUGGCCCAGUUGACCAAGCUUCGAAAAUUGAAGAUAAGAAAUGCCAAAAGCUUUGAAGAGUUGGUGAUAAUCCUCAAACCCUCCUGUUCCAUUUCAAACAACCUUGAGUCCUUGUAUUUGGAUAAAGUAAGGGCCACCAUGGAAGAAACAGAUCUGAGGCAAUUAUCGAUAUGUCAACAUCUUUAUAAGCUUUUCCUAGGAGGAGAAAUAAACAAACUCCCUGGGCACCAUCACUUGCCUCCGAACCUCACCAAGUUAACCUUGUGCGGGUCUUACCUAAGACAGGAUCCGAUACCAAUUCUGGAGAGGCUUCUUAACUUGACAGCCCUGUGCUUAUGGUCUAAUUUUUACUUAGGGGAGGAAAUUGUUUUCUCUGCAAAUGGGUUCCCUCGACUCACAUUUCUGGGGCUCUCCUUUGACUAUGCCAUAAAAUUGUUGUGGGUGGAUAAAAGUGCAAUGCCUAGUCUAAAGCAUUUAUCAAUUCAGAGGUGCACAUCAUUGGCAAUGGUUCCUGAAGGGCUGAGAUAUAUCACUACGCUUCAAAUAUUGGAAAUUUUUAAUAUGCCCAAAGAAUUCAUACAGAGGCUUCAAGUGAUAAAUGGAAUAGAAGGGGAGGAUUUCUACAAAGUCCGGCACGUGCCCUCCGUCUCAUUAAUUGUUGAAGAUGAAUCUUCCUAAGGAGAAGCAGAAACCCCUGAAGAAAAACUUGGGUUACAGAUUCCGGCCAACGCGUAUGGAUUAUGGAGAAGUGAUGGUAAAUGGCAAUUGUUACUUGUUAGCAAGCCGCCUAGUUGGAAUAAUGGCGGAGUCCUCCACCUUUCACUGAAUCAUGCAUGUCAUACAUCCUGGAUGCGGCUCCGUUACCGUCUUAUCAAGUAGAUUAAGUGCGCUACUACAUGAUAUUAGACUUAUUAUGAUCUGAAAACAAAUAUUUUUGUUUGUUUCUUUUUAAUUGGUGUUUAUGACUGAAUCCAU